AAUUCGUCUAAAUCUCCUAAAAAAUGAGUGCCCCGAGUCGUAAAGGGCCCGUAUUUGACCCAGGCCUCUGCCGCUGCUGCGGCUCCAUCAAGAAAUGUCGUCUGUUGAACGUUGAGUACGAAUUUCAGGGUCAAAAGGAAGUGUACGCCGAUAUGUUUAUGGAUUGUUUUGGAUUGAUGCUGUCCCAUCUAGACGGGACGGUGGAGACGGAGCGCCUCGUCUGUGCGACAUGUGUGGGCCGGCUGCGGGACGCCUGCGCCUUCCGCGAGCAGGUGCUACUGUGUGAGGACAGGCUGCUACAGGCCUCCAUACAUGUUCACCAACCUAGCGAUACCAAGGUAGAAAUAGAGCUGAAGCCAGGAGAGGUGAAGGUAGAAAUGGAGGCAUCGGAAGACCCUCCGGAUCCCAACAUUGAGUCGGAGCCGGAUGAGUUGGAUGCAGAUGUUGAUGAUCACUUAUCGGACAUAGACAUCAAAGAAGAAACCGCGAAGCCUCGCAAAGAAAAGAGAAAGAAGGAGAGUGAGCGAGAGGUGCAGAAGCGGUUCCGCUCUCUCGGCAACAAGCUACGCAGGUUGCUAGAGCAGGACGGACCGUGCACUUACGAACCACCCCCACCAGAGAGAGCCCGCCCAAAAUGCAUGGAUCAAGAUGACAAACAAUUCUACAACACCACCACCAUCAUUGAAAACUCCUUUGUGUGUCCUUUCGAGACCUCUUUCAGUGACUACCACUGUGUCUACUGUCGGGAGGUCUUCACGGACCCCAAGGAACUCAGGGAACACACCUUAACUCAUGACCCUAACACGUAUAAAGACCUAGUUAGAAUAAAUAAAAAAAUGCCUCAAAUAGACGUCUUAAGAAUCGACUGCAGGUUGUGCGAAGAGAAAAUUUACGAUAUAGACAAUUUUAAAACUCAUAUAACAAAUCUGCACGGAAAAUACUUGUUUAAAAUCCAAAAUGAGGUUUUACAAUUUAAAUUGACUGUGAGCCAUUUGGUAUGUAUAGUUUGUAAUGAGACUUUUGGGUAUUUUCACGCGCUGAGGAAUCAUAUGGCGGUGCAUUAUGGGAGUUGCAUAUGCGAUGUCUGCGGAGCUCAUUUCUUUGAAGAGAGGCGAUUGACCGAGCAUCAGAAGUCACAUAAUAAGAGACCAGGAGUUAAAUACUCCUGUAAAGAGUGCGGGAAGGAAUUUAAAUCUAAAAAUGGGAGAUACUUACACGUAGCGACUAUGCAUAAGAAGGAACCUACAUACCAAUGUGGGAAAUGCGAAGCGGUUUUCUUCACUUAUGCUCUAAGAUGUCGACAUAGAAUAGAGGUACAUGGGGAAAAAAGGGAAUUCGCUUGUGAUCACUGCGAUAGAUCUUAUGAUAACAGAAAAUCUUGGAGAGAGCAUAACCGGAGAGCUCAUCUGAAGAUAUCUAAGCAUAAGUGUGACAUUUGCGACAGAAUGUUUUACCUGCCUUGUCAGUUGAAGGAGCAUAUGACAACACAUACGGGGGAGAGGAAUUUUAGGUGUGAGUAUUGUGGGAAAUCGUACCCUAGGCUCAGGGCGUUAAGGUUGCAUAUGAAAAGUCACAGUGAUAAUAAGUAUAGGUGUGGUAUAUGUGAUGCGACGUUUACACAGAACGUCAGUUUGAGGAAUCAUGUGAAAAAACAACAUCAGGGCUUGGAUAUGGAGAGUUUGAGGAAUUGAU
This is a messenger RNA of Cydia amplana, 1692 nucleotides long. Its product is annotated as zinc finger and SCAN domain-containing protein 12-like. The coding region runs from base 24 to 1691 and encodes 555 amino acids. Gene Ontology annotation, molecular function: RNA polymerase II transcription regulatory region sequence-specific DNA binding; DNA-binding transcription factor activity, RNA polymerase II-specific; zinc ion binding. The transcript is spliced from 5 exons. Gene Ontology annotation, biological process: regulation of transcription by RNA polymerase II. Gene Ontology annotation, cellular component: nucleus. The record is from RefSeq and is a predicted model, not a curated record. NCBI's taxonomy places the organism in Eukaryota, Metazoa, Arthropoda, Insecta, Lepidoptera, Tortricidae.